Sander lucioperca (pikeperch) is the source of this 1149-nucleotide messenger RNA. It is a transcript of the gene nipa1, whose product is annotated as NIPA magnesium transporter 1. Gene Ontology annotation, biological process: magnesium ion transport. Lineage: Eukaryota; Metazoa; Chordata; Actinopteri; Perciformes; Percidae. The transcript has 5 exons. Gene Ontology annotation, cellular component: membrane. Gene Ontology annotation, molecular function: magnesium ion transmembrane transporter activity. The coding region runs from base 108 to 1034 and encodes 308 amino acids. The record is from RefSeq and is a predicted model, not a curated record.
AACCGCACAUGCGCACUUUCUCACUUCCUAGUCCAAACUACGAAAGUGGAGUGUUCAGUCAUUGUGCAGUUACAGUAAGAUAAACUAAAUAAACAACAGUCUCAGUAAUGGCUGUAAACUCGGAACCAAGUAGCGUUUCGUUGCCCGUUUCUGGAAUAGUGAUAGCAGUAGUAUCAAGUUUCAUUAAUGGGUCGACAUUUGUGCUUCAAAAAAAGGGAAUAUUACGCUCCCGCGACAGAGGAGGGUCGUACCUCACAGAUGUGGUGUGGUGGGCUGGCACACUGUCCAUGAUUGUUGGUCAAAUUGGGAAUUUCCUGGCGUACAAUGUGGCCCCCGCUGUAAUAGUUACACCACUAGGAGCCCUUGGAGUGUUAUUUGGGGCUGUGCUGGCUUCUUGGAUCUUGAAGGAGCAUUUAAAUAUCCUGGGAAAGCUUGGCUGUGUAUUAUGUUGCUGUGGCUCUGUUGUGCUUAUCAUUCAUGCCCCUAAAGCGGAGACUGUUAGAUCGAGACUGGAGUUAGAGGAGAGGCUAUCGGACCCAGUGUUUGUAGUGUAUGCCCUCUUGGUGGUCCUGCUGCUGGUCAUACUCAUUGUGUGGAUUGCUCCAGCUCACGGCACAUCAAACAUCAUGGUAUAUGUCGCCAUAUGUUCCCUCUUGGGAAGCUUCACUGUUCCAAGCAGCAAAGGACUUGGCCUGGUUGCACCAAACGCCUUUGGAGAAGGGCCGUCGAGCAGCAGAGCUCUGGCUCUCUUCCUGGGCUUGUUGGGGACUCUGGCUGUCAGCAUCCUGAUCCAGUUCUUCUUCAUCAACAAGGCCUUGGAGUGUUUCAGCUCCAACAUGUUUGAAGCCAUAUACUAUGUAACAUUCACAUCCACUGUGAUUCUUGCUUCUGCUCUUCUCUUCAAGGAGUGGACUGCACUGACUUUAACAGACAGCCUUGCCAUGCUUUGUGGUCUGACGACAGUGUGCGUCGGGGUCGUUUUACUCCGCAUUUCCCAAGAGGCUUUGAUUUCUUGGAAGAAGAAGACAGACUGAUUGAGAUGCCCUCACAUUUACAUUACUUUUAACUUUUACUUUCUAACCCUAACCCUAGCCUACUGUCAUUAAACAAUACGUUUAUGUUGGUCAUUUUGGUUGCAGUAGUCUAUUG